GAGUGAGAUUCCAUGGGAUCAUUAGGAAAAAUUAGACCGCUAACAGAUUUCGAGCCUAAUGUGUCACAGGACUCCUAUGCUACCCCUUUGAGAUUUUAGCUGGUAAAGACUAUUUACUCUUAAUGUGGCAUAGUAGGCUGUCAGCCAGAUCUCGUCUAACCUACAUGUGUUGCUCUUGCAUGUAUAAAUUCUGCCCUUCGGGCUUACCAUUCAUAGUGCUUUUUCGCUCUUGCCAGUGAAGCUCCUCAUAGGAGCAGAGUCAGGAGAACUGUGAAUUCAGUCGUUCUCGGGGCAAGCUCACCACAUUAAGUAGCCUAGUUUCCUAAUCCUACCUUCCGGUCAGAUCUGUUAUGGUUUUGUUUGUUUUUUUUUUCCUCCCUGUUUUCUUUGCUGCUUUAACACAGAUAAUUUUGAUGCCCAGCUGAAAGCAUACCAUAAAUCCUCCAAUGCCAUUGGUGUUGUUUGUUAGUGAUGAAAACAACCUAUUUCUUAAUUUGCUGGAUCUAAAGCUUCUUAAACAUGGAGAACUUUAUUCUAUAUGAAGAGAUUGGAAGAGGAAGCAAGACAAUUGUUUAUAAAGGAAGAAGAAAAGGCACCAUUAAUUUUGUUGCCAUUCUUUGCACUGAUAAAUGCAAAAGAGCUGAGAUAACCAACUGGGUUCGACUUACCCAUGAAAUUAGACACAAGAAUAUAGUAACAUUUCAUGAAUGGUAUGAAACAAGCAAUCAUCUUUGGCUUGUAGUGGAAUUAUGCACGGGUGGUUCACUAGAAAUGGUUAUUGCGCAAGAUGAACAUUUACCUGAAGAUGUGGUGAGAGAAUUUGGUAUUGAUUUGGUGACUGGAUUACAUCACAUUCAUGACCUUGGAAUUGUCUUCUGUGAACUCACACCUGGAAAGAUACUUCUGGAAGGUCCUGGCACACUGAAGUUUAAUAAUUUUUGCCUGGCUAAAGCAGAAGGUGAAAACUUGGAAGAAUUUUUUGCUUUAAUUGGAUCAGAGGAAGGAGGAGGAGAUAGCAGUGAAAGCACUUCACGAAGAAACCUGCAAAGUCAACUCAGAGGAUAUCCUGUAUACACCGCUCCAGAAGCAAUAAAGGGAGCUGACUUCUCCAAAGCUAGUGAUUUGUGGGCGUUGGGCUGUUUGCUUUAUGAAAUAUUUUCAGGAAAACCUCCAUUCUUCUCAGAAAGCUUUUCGGAAUUAAUUGAACAGAUUUUAUAUGAAAAUCCUUUGCCACCUAAACCUAAAGGUUCUACUCUUCCCAAGCCUUCUUCAAACUUCCUUAGUUUGCUAGAUGGUUUGCUGCAAAAAGAUCCUGAAAAGAGAUUAAACUGGACAGGCCUGUUACAACAUCCAUUCUGGAAAGAUGCUUUCAGCAGACAUGAUGAUGAUUCCACAAACAGCCGGGACACAAGCUCAAGCAGUGAAAAUACAAAGAUACUGGUAUCUAGAGAUAUUAAGGAUCCAUUGGAUAUCCAUAAACAUUCAGAUGACAUGCCAUCAUCAAGAGCAGAUAAUAAGCAACUCAAUAGAUCUUUCAAACUAGAAAAUCCAUCUGAGUUGCAGCCUAAAAGUGCACCUACUGGUGAAUCAAAUGAGUCCAUAUUUCUUCUCAGCUCUCGUCCCACUCCGAGGACUAGCACUGCAGUAGAAAUGACUAGUGCGACUUCUGCCUUAACUCAGAAUUCAGAGCAUAGAACUUUAUGCUUGACAAAGGGCAAAAGUCUACACUCAAGCCUGCAAGACAUGGAAUCCAAGAUGAAAGAGCUCAUCUACACAGAGUCUGAUCUCUUUGUAACCCCUAUUAUUGACAAUCCAAAGAUAAUGAAACAAGCACCAAUUAGAUUUGAUUUAAAAAUGCUACAUAUGGCAGCACAUUCAGCUGAGAAACUAUCAUCUCUGAAAGAUAUUGACUGGAAUGACUUUUUGCAACAAGUGUGCUCAUUGAUUGACUCUGUUGAGAAGAACACAGGGGCAACACGAGCUAAAUUGAAUUUGCUGUGCUAUCUGUGCACUGUGGCUGGCCACAAGGAAGUAGCAACCAGGUUAAUCAGCUCACAGCUGUUCCCAUUGUUAAUACAACAGUUGCGGUCAGCGCCGAAUUGGGAUAUACGUGCCAAAGUAGCCAGAGUGAUUGCCUUACUGGCAUUGCAUACAACGGAACUUAAAGAAAAUGUACCUGUUAUUGAGGCUAUCAUGCUCCUAACUGAACUGAUCAGGGAAAAUUUCAGGAACAGCAAAUUGAAACAAUGUCUUUUACCCGCCCUUGGUGAGGUGCUUUACCUUAUAGCCAGUCAGGAAGAAAAACAGGCGCACCCCAGAGAAUGCUGGGUUGUUCCCUUAGCUGCUUACAAUGUGCUAAUGAGGUGCCUUCGGGAAGGGGAAGAACAUGUUGUGAAUCAUAUGGCAGUGAAGAUUGUUGAAAAUGUUUGCACAACCGAUUCUUUUCAUGCAGAGGGAUUUAUUACAGGAGAAAUUGGGCCACUGUUAUGGUACCUUUUCACACAUUCCACUGUAGAUUCUCUAAGGAUAACAGCUAUUUCGGCUUUAUGCAGAAUUACUCGUCACUCACCCAGUGCUUUUCAGAGUGUUAUUGAAAAGGUCGGGUUAAUGGCUGUUGUAAACUCAUUGGCAACUGGAAUAUGCAAAGUUCAACAGUACAUGCUGACCAUGUUUGCUUCUAUGUUGUCAUGUGGAGUUCAUCUUCAGAGACUGAUUCAAGAAAAGGAUUUUGUGACUACAAUUAUCCGUUUAUUUGAAAGUCCAUCAACUUCCAUUCGAGCAAAAGCCUUUUUGGUCCUGUUACAGAUUUUAAUUAAUAACAGAGAGAUGUUACUGCUCUGUUGCCAAGCAAGACUGGUGAUGUACAUCGAAAGAGACAGCAGAAAGACUACAGCAGGAAAAGAACAGCAAAGCAGCAAUGAAUACCUGUCAAAAUGCUUGGACCUUCUCAUCUAUCACAUUGUGCAGGAGCUGCCAGGAAUUCUAGGUGACAUUCUUAAUGCCCUUGCUAGUGUCUCUGGACGUAAACAUCCAUCAACAAUUCAGGCCAAACAGCUGAAGAUGUGGCUUCCCAUGAUGCCUGUUGUUCUUCAUCUUGUGACGUCCCAGGUAUUCCGACCCCAGAUUGUGACAGAGCAGUUUCUUUUUAACUAUGGAACUUUGCUUAAUUUUAUCAAAUCAAUAGAUUCAGGAGAAACUAACUUAGCUGGAGCGAUAGGUCAAGCUGCAUCAGAAGAACUGAUUAAGACCACUUUAUCAACAUUUGAAGUGAUAACACAGCAUCCAGCCUUGUUGACACUCUACCACUCAACAGCUGUGGACUAUAUCCUUCCACCGUUAGUUUCUUUGGUCCAUAGCCAGAAUGUGGAAUGGAGAAUCUUCAGCUUGCGGUUGCUUUCAGAAACCACAUCACUGCUUGUGAGCCACGAGGUCAUGGCUGAAGAGAAAGAGGAGAGCCUUGACUCAAACAACAAGCUUCUGUGUCUCAUUAGAGAUUCAUUGCUGCCUCAAUAUGAGCAUAUACUAAUGGCACCUGACCCAGUACCAGUAUAUGCCCUGAAACUGUUGGUAGCUCUGACUGAACAUAGCCCUGCUCUUACUAGCCUUGUUGAAGAAAGUAAACUUGUUCCAACACUUUUCCAAGUUAUUUUGGAGCACCAGGACAGUAUGCUGGGUAAUACCAUGCAGAGUGUAAUUGCAUUAUUGAAUAAUCUUGUGACUCAGAAAAAUAUGAACAUGACUUUACUUUAUGAACAAGGACUGGUUCAUCACAUCUGUAAUCUUUUAAUAGAAACUGCAGCUGUGUACUUAGAAGUGGAUGAUAAAAGCACUAUCAAGACAGCUAAUGGAUUAUUGCUGUCCUUGCUUGACAUUUUGCAUUGCAUGCUAAUAUACACAGUGAAUAUCAUCCGUCUGACUUUACAGGCACAGAAAUCUGGCACAGGAGGGGACACCCAGGCUGCUGAAGACCUUCUGCUUAUCAAUAAACCCCUGACAGACCUAAUUAGCCUGCUUAUUCAGCUGCUUCCUAGUGAUGACACUGAAAUAUAUGAAACUGCAUCACAGUGCUUGUCAUUGUUGGUUCAACUGUAUGGAGGGGACAAUGUGGACAGUAUGUCUCCAGAAAACAUGGAUAGUUUUGCUGAAGUAUUGAAGUCCAAGAAGGAUCUGAAACAGCAGAAGCUUUUAUUGAGAAUCAUCAAAAGAUUGAUGGCAGUAUUAUUUCUCAGAAGUAGAGUAAUGAUACGCCUGGCAAAUUACAUGAUCUGUAACUUUCUUAUAACUUCAAACAAGAAGCACUCAGAAAGCCUGAAGAAUGAUGGUGACAGUCUUAUCCACAUUCUAGAGAGCUUGGCCCAAACUGCCAGCUCCCAUGCCGAUAUUGCUGUUACUACUUUGGCUUUUGAAAUUCUUAGAACAGUGGGACACUAAAAGAUCAAGGCUACCAGAGCAAUCAUCUCUCCACACUCCUGGCUGAAAGUAUAAAACACUUGCAUUGGUGAAUUCCUCAGUCUUGUUUUGGAUAUUUAUGAAUUAAUGUUGUAGUCCUAAUUUGAUAAUUAAAACUGUGUGUAUAUUCACUUUCUUAUGUAUUUAAGAAUAUGGAAAAAGUGGGGAAAAUGUUUCAAAAGAACAAGCAUUUGUCCUUUAUCAUUUUGCAUAAAUUAGCACAAUAUAUGGGGAGGGGGGAGAUGACAGUUUUUACAGCUAUGUUUUAAAGAACUCCAUCUGAAUUGUGAUGUAGCUUCAAAACUUUUGAUCAGCAAGAGAAUGGCUUAGCUGAGCAGCCUCAUGCGCAACAUCACCUAUAACAAACUCUAGAAUUCUUUUGCACAUGUAAAGAUUUCUGAAGUGCUUUGCAAAUGUUAAAUGACUCAAUCUGCAGGGAGUUGGUAUCGUCCUCAUUUACAGAUGGAAAAUGAGCACAGGGAAUGAGUGAUUUCUAAAUGUCUCAAAGUUUGAGAUGAAGCCAGGAAUAGAACCCAAAUCUUCUGGCACCUACUCAUGUAUUUGAAAGCAUUUUGCAAAGCCAAAUAAAGUCGUCUAAUUAAAAUAAAUGACUUCAUACGUGUAUAUUUCAAUGAUUAACAGUUGCCCUAAACAUAAGUAAGUCAGACUGUGGCAAUUUUCUUAAAACACAAUCUGGAACAUACUUAAGUAUAGUAAAAUCAAACAGAUGACCAAGCUACCUCUAGCAGAUUUGUUUGGAAGUUCUUCCACAAAGUUUAUGCUUAUUUUUAACAAUGUUUACAAUGGCAGUAACAGUUAACACUACUGCAUUUUAAGUCACUGAAUUUGUUUUUAGAUUUGUUCUGAUUUAAGUGACUAGAAGUCUGUCUUCAAAGGUACACAGUGACUGCUGAAUGAAUCAUUAACCAUAGUGCUUCAUUGAUCUGUUAAAGGAGAAUGCCAUUCCAAGUGCUUCACUACCCCUGCUCAAAAUCAGCCACUCUCCAUGACUUAAAGGUAGCCUUCCAUCCAUAAACUAGUGAACAUGUAGUUUAGGUCUUGUGUUCUCAAUUCAUACAUAGAGCCCUGCAAAUCCACAUCUGUGGCUUAUUUUUGCAGAUACACAUUUUUCUAGACCUACAAAUUUGUGGAUAUCUGCUUAUAUCCAUACAUCUCUGCUUCUGUGGAUCACUUUUUGUGACUAUGGCUGCAGCUAGGGAUACACAUUUUUCAUCUGUGCAGGCUCUAAUGCAAAUUACAUGCUGUCAUAAAAGUCACCCUGCAAGGGCAUGCACAUUGGUAAAUACCUAACAUUUGAAAAUCCUGACUAGUUGGUACCUAUUAUAGGUUGGACCUGACUAGUCCCAGAUGAUGGAUUUUGCCAGUCAUUUCUGCCCCCUGCUCCUGCCACCUGCCCCUACCUCCCUUGCCAGAGUCCUCAUUUAGAGAAGUUCAACCUGUAGCAUGUGUCUGCAUUUAUGUGGAUUUCCCUUGUGUUGUCACUUCAUUUUUUAAAACCUAUCCUAUUUAUUAUAGUUAUUAAAAGAUCAUAGCAAAAGUUAAUUUUCAAUCCAUCUAAUUAGACCUUACACUAAUGUGCAUUGGGCUUAAGUUUGCUACUUCUGCAGGCUCAAGGAUAGUGUCAAGGCCAUAACCACAAGCUGUGGUAUAAAGGCAUGGCUUUUCUCAUUUCACACUGGUUGGGUUUACUGCUGAAGCCUGUACUAGGUGCCCCAACUGGAUUGAAGAUUCAAAUUGCUGCUACUGUUAUUGUGAAUAUGUUUGCCUGUAAUUCUGUGGCCAUCAUCCCCAUACAAAUAAAUGAGAAGCAACAGGUAGGCCCCAACUGGGUCAAGGUUUUUGCAUUAAACAGUAGACUCUGAGGACAAACUCAGUCAGUGCAUGCCCUGUGUGUCAAUCUUCUAUAACUGCUUCAUAAAAAAAAUAAAUAAAGCUACUGUUGGGUUGAGUGUUUUUUAAAUGCACAUGGGAGCUGGUACACGUGCCUCCCACAUUAGCAACUGUUUUGUAGACAAGAUGGAAAGGAAUGUAGAAGUCUAAUCCCUUGUUUCCAUGGGUUUAGAAUACAUCCUGAUGCAACCUUAAAUGUAGCUUGUUAGUUGCCCCCCUUCCCAAAAUACAUCUGUAGCCUACCACCUUCAAGGGAGCUACAGGUAUCUGGGAAUUCAGAGAAACUGACAUUGAAACAUACCUG
This is a messenger RNA of Pelodiscus sinensis (Chinese soft-shelled turtle), 6664 nucleotides long. RefSeq names its product unc-51 like kinase 4 (gene ULK4). Gene Ontology annotation, molecular function: protein kinase activity; ATP binding. Gene Ontology annotation, biological process: protein phosphorylation. The record is from RefSeq and is a predicted model, not a curated record. NCBI's taxonomy places the organism in Eukaryota, Metazoa, Chordata, Testudines, Trionychidae.